Humulus lupulus (European hop) is the source of this 1007-nucleotide messenger RNA. RefSeq lists its product as uncharacterized. The transcript has 6 exons. The record is from RefSeq and is a predicted model, not a curated record. Lineage: Eukaryota; Viridiplantae; Streptophyta; Magnoliopsida; Rosales; Cannabaceae. Bases 258 to 656 code for a protein of 132 amino acids.
CCCUCUAUCUUCCUUCUUUUCCCUCUAUCUUCCCUCUUUCCCUCUAUCUUCCUUUUUUUCCCUCUAUCUUCCCCGAAGCUCUUUUCUCCGAAGCCCUCUUUCUCUCUCUCUCACUGCUAUGUUGCCUCUGCCAGGCCCAAACGACCAUCAUCCCAUCGCCGGAGCAGUACACGCGCCAGCCCAAUCGAACCGUCGGCCCUCGAAACGUCGACCCCCGUGAGCUCACCACCACACGCGCUGCACAGGGUUGUUGACCAAUGAGAGAUGCUUUUUCUCGUACAACUAAGAAGAGGUGUUGGUUUCUUUCUUCUGACAACAUAAAGUCUUUUGUUUGUAUGGAUUUUAGAUGUCCAAGAAGAGCAAUAGGUGAGCAAGAAGCGAGGAACAGUCAUUUUUUAAGAUGGCACUCCAUCAACAAGGGGAGGACGGUCCAAUGCUUGCUAUUGAUUGGAAGAGACGCACUCUUCUCUCAGUCCUCCCCUCUGUCCGAGCACCACCACCGCCCCCUGUCUGAGACCUCCCUCCCUCUCUCUGACUCUCACUUGUACUGUUGGGCUACGGGGAAGGAACAGGUCAGAGGCUCCAACACAGGUACUCUCUUUCGUUCUCGCUCUCUUUGUCACUCUCUGUGUCUUGCUGGUGGCGGCACUCUCUGAAGCCAAUGUGGUGGCCAUUGGUGUCGACGAAGCUAAGGGCCUUUGGGUGUGCAUUGGCUCAUGGUUGGGGUCGAGGCGUGUGAUGGCGAUACACAUGGUGGUGGUGGUUCAUAGUGGGGCUGUGAGGUUCGUGGGUUUGACCCCGGCAGAGAGUUUUGCCACUGAUGGGGUUUGAACACGGCAUGGAUUUCAUGACAGGUUUUCAAAUUUUUGAUGUUCUUAAGUUUGUUAUGUUGUUUUAUGAAUUUUUUUUAAUGGUAUAUGUUUCAGAUUUCACAUAUUUCAGAUUUAUGAUGUUCUUAAGUUUAUUGUGUUGUUUAAUAAAUUAUUUUAAUGGGAUUUGUUUUUGGA